Messenger RNA from Adineta steineri, 789 nucleotides. The record is from the annotation of a GenBank genome assembly. Lineage: Eukaryota; Metazoa; Rotifera; Eurotatoria; Adinetida; Adinetidae.
AUGUAUAGGGCAAGUAAAGCUGAAAUACAGAUUAAAGAACGACACUUUUUUCGAGAUAAACCACUUUUAACGUACUUGGAAAAUGAUUUGAGAAAAUUAGGUGCUCUCAGGCAAGAUGGUGAAAAGCUUCAUUUAUUAUUGGCCAUUGCUGAAGGUGAAGGUUUCCAAACCAAAACAUUGGAAACAACUCUGUCCAACAAUGUGUUAAAUGAUUUGAGACUUUUUGCAUUGUUUAUGAAGAAUCAUGUUAAAAAAACUGUUGUAUUCAUUAUUGAUGGAAUUGAUGAAAAUGAAUACUUUUUUCAACAAAACGCGGUUGAUAAAGUAUCACUAGAAUUAUUUUACCGUUCUUCGAUCUCCCAAGAAGUUGUGUCAGCAACUUCGUCCCAGAACUUUUAUUUGUCGUUGUUUUAUCCUAAAAUAGAUGGUAUUAACAUAGAAGAUGCCAGUGUUACAAGUGGUAACUUUCCGAUACACACCAUCAAGUGGGAUACGAAAUCAUUAAUUGAUUAUGCUGAUUAUAUCUUGCAAGAAAUGAACAAAAAUGCGUCAGCAAGUCGUUGCAAAUCACUGACAGAUUUCAAAACACUCGUAAAUUAUUCUGAUAGGAGCAAUGCUGAAAUCAUUAAUAAAAUUACAACCCCAAGAGCAAUUGAUUUUUUUAUGAAGUACUUGAUAACAGAAAUGAAUCAGUGUGCCGAUAAUGUUCACAAACUAUUUAUCGCAACUGCCGAUGACGUUGAUAACGCUGUUAAGAAAUCGAUCGAGCAUCCCCGUCAAACUUCAUAG